Messenger RNA from Xiphias gladius (swordfish), 2050 nucleotides. RefSeq names its product CHM Rab escort protein (gene chm). The transcript has 17 exons. Lineage: Eukaryota; Metazoa; Chordata; Actinopteri; Istiophoriformes; Xiphiidae. The record is from RefSeq and is a predicted model, not a curated record. Gene Ontology annotation, cellular component: cytoplasm; Rab-protein geranylgeranyltransferase complex; cytosol. Bases 1 to 1875 code for a protein of 624 amino acids. Gene Ontology annotation, biological process: small GTPase-mediated signal transduction; intracellular protein transport; vesicle-mediated transport. Gene Ontology annotation, molecular function: GDP-dissociation inhibitor activity.
AUGGCUGCCGAGGAUCUGCCGUCUGAAUUUGACAUCGUCAUUUUGGGCACAGGUCUUGCUGAGUCGGUGGUAGCAGCAGCCUGUUCCAGAGUCGGACAGAGAGUUCUUCACCUCGACAGGAGGAGUUAUUAUGCAGCGAACUGGGCCAGCUUCACCUUCAACGGCCUGCUCACCUGGAUACAACAACAUCAUGAAGAGUCUCGGUCUGAGGAGGUCCAGGAUUGGUCCAGCCUGUUGGAGGAAGGGGAAGAGCUGAUCUACCUGUCCAACUCUGCCUCCGCCUCCAUCAGUAACCUGCAGGUGUUCUGUUUCACCAGUGAGGAAGAUGAGGAGGAGGAACUUCAGAGUCCUGAUCCUCCAAACACCACUGAAGAAGAAACAGCAGCUGACGAGGAAGAUGCUGUUAAAGAAGCAUCAGAAUCUGCAGAUUCAAAAGAUGAAGAAACAAAAGAGAAACCAGAGGAACCAGGUGACGGAGAGGUGGAAGGACAGGCCUCUCACACAGAAGGGGAAGAACCAGAGGCAGAUCAGACACGUCUGUCUACGGCUGAAAGCCAAUCAGAGCCAACCAGGAAGAAGAUCAGCUACGCUCAGCUGGUGAGAGAAGGACGCAGGUUCAACAUUGACCUUGUCUCUAAGUUGAUGUAUUCUCGUGGCUCAUUGGUCGAUCUGCUCAUCAAAUCAAACGUCAGUCGCUACGCAGAGUUCAAGAACAUCACCAGGAUACUCACCUAUCGCAACGACAACGUGGAACAGGUGCCUUGCAGUAGAGCUGAUGUAUUUGCGAGUCGUCAGCUGUCUGUGGUAGAAAAGAGGAAGUUGAUGCGUUUUCUCACUUCCUGUGUGGAGGAGAUGGAGGAGCAGCAAGCCUACAACGGCCGGCCAUAUUUAGAGUUCCUGCGUGACCAGCAGCUCGGAGACAACCUGCAGCACUUCCUGCUUCAUUCCAUCGCCAUGGCGAAAGAGGACACACCCACAGAGGUGGGGCUCGCAUCCACACGUCUGUUCCUGCGCUGUCUGGGUCGCUAUGGCAACACGCCUUUCCUGUUUCCUGUGUACGGCCUUGGAGAGAUACCACAGUGUUUCUGUAGGAUGUGUGCUGUGUUCGGAGGAAUCUACUGUCUGAGACACUCGGUCCACUGUCUGCUGGUCGACAAGGACACCAACAGGUGUAAGGCGGUGAUUGACAGCCGAGGACAGCGAAUCAGCUGCAGCCACUUCGUGGUGGAGGACGGCUACGUGGCGGCGGAGAGGAAGAAGGUGGCCACACCCACCAGGUUCCUCAGCAGAGCUGUGCUGAUAACGGACAGCUCCGUUCUGCCCAGCGACUCAGACCAACAGGUUUCCAUGGUAACUGUUCCUCCAAUAGCAGCAGGGUCUCCGGCGGCGAAGAUGGUGGAGCUCUGUCCGUCCACGAUGACCUGCAUGCCUGGAACCUAUCUGGUCCACCUCACGUGUCAGUCAGUUGGCUCCGCCUAUGAGGACCUGUCGCCGGUGGUUACCAGGAUGUUCCACACGCCAGAGUCACAUGACCGAGAGAAGCGUCCCUCAGUACUCUGGUGUGUGUACUUCAACAUGGCUGACGGAUCGGGGGUUGAGGUUGAAGGUCACGACCUCCCGUCUAACGUGUACGUGUGCUCCGGACCGGAUGGAGGACUGGGACAUGAACACGCCAUCAGACAGGCAGAGUCGAUCUUCCAGAAGAUUCUCCCGGAGGAGGACUUCUGUCCUCCUGCACCGAACCCUGAAGACAUCAUCUACGACGGAGACAACACCACCUCCUCCGCAGGGGAGGAGGAGAGGGAAGGGACGGAGGAGGGAGGGGAGGCGAAGGAGGAGGAGGAGGAGGAGCAGAGCCUUCAAGUUGAGGAGUAACAAACACACAAACCUUCCACAGAAGCCAAAACCUCCUGCAGUGGAUUGUAGGUUAAAGUUGCCUUCAUUUCUUUUAAAUCUUUGUAUUAUUUUUCUAUGAUUUCUUAGUUUUCUGCUCUCGGUCUUAUUUAAAUACUGUAACUAACAGACUCAUUAAAGCUUCAGCUCGAACUCA